Messenger RNA from Aedes aegypti (yellow fever mosquito), 3205 nucleotides. It is a transcript of the gene Lon, whose product is annotated as lon protease homolog, mitochondrial. NCBI's taxonomy places the organism in Eukaryota, Metazoa, Arthropoda, Insecta, Diptera, Culicidae. Gene Ontology annotation, molecular function: single-stranded DNA binding; ATP-dependent peptidase activity; ATP binding. The transcript has 8 exons. Gene Ontology annotation, cellular component: mitochondrial matrix. The coding region runs from base 162 to 3080 and encodes 972 amino acids. The record is from RefSeq and is a predicted model, not a curated record. Gene Ontology annotation, biological process: mitochondrion organization; protein catabolic process; protein quality control for misfolded or incompletely synthesized proteins.
CUCGCAGUUGUCACAUUUUUCCAGCGAUUUCGUUCGUUUCGCAAAACAUGCCAGCUGAUGUAACAUUUUUUAGUUGAAAACUUUAAUGAAGUGCGUGUGAUUUCAGUUCGAAUUAUCGUGCAAUUAGAACUUUAAAUAAUCCUCGAAAAGUGCAGAACAAAAUGAACCAACUAGUGUGUAGAAUAAGUCGACCAACGGCGAAUGUUUUAGCUCGCCAUGUGAAGCAGCAUUCCAGUUUCAGUGCGCUGCGAUUCGGAUCCAAUGCCGGUGUUGUCGGUGGCCGGAGUGAGCGAGCAUUGGUGGACCGUGCCCGAGGGAUGUUGGCGGGGAACUACUGGAGCAAUGUGCCCAUGCGGAAUGCGUUGUGCUCCGUGCAGGUUUUAGCUUCUCGUUCCUAUUGCGCCAAGCGAGAUCCGGACGAUGAUGAAACGGUUCCAGAACCGGAGCCGGUGCAAUUCUCAAGUCAGCUUCCAGCCACUGUGGCCAUCCCGGAGGUGUGGCCGCAUUUGCCUGUGAUCGCCACCAAGCGGAAUCCUGUGUUUCCAAGAUUUAUGAAAAUUCUGGAGGUCACCAACCCCAUGCUGAUAGAUUUGAUUAGACGGAAGGUCAAGUUGAAUCAGCCCUACGCUGGCAUUUUCCUCAAGAAAGACGACGAGAACCCAAACGAAGUGGUGGACAACUUGACGGAAAUUUACAACGUUGGAACGUUCGCACAGAUUCAGGAAAUGCAAGAUCUGGGUGACAAACUGCGGCUCGUUGUGACCGCUCAUCGGCGUAUCAAAAUCGUUGGCCAACUGUACGAAGAUCUGGACGCCACCCAAGAGGGAAAGCAAAUGACAAUAAAAUAUCCGUUCUUUAAAACGCAAAUCAAUGUCUCAGUGGACGAAAGUGAUGCCGAGAAGCGACGACGGAAGCACAAAAAUCGUAACAAGAAAGUGAUUCGGAACGCAAACAACGACAGCACCGUGGAUGGAGAACCGGUCGAGGAACCUCCGAAGCGAAGACUGCUCAAGGACGGAGAACAACAGCCGGUGCUGAUGGUGGAAGUGGAAAACGUUAAGCACGAAUCGUUCAAACACACCGAAGAAGUGAAAGCCCUGACGCAGGAAGUCAUCAAGACCAUUCGGGACAUCAUUACAAUGAAUCCGCUUUAUCGAGAAAGCUUGCAGCAAAUGUUAAACCAAAAUCAACGGGUCGUUGAUAAUCCGGUUUAUCUGUGCGAUUUGGGAGCUUCGUUAUCGGCUGCGGAUCCACCAGAACUUCAAGAUAUUCUCGAAGAAAUGGAUAUACCAAAACGAUUAAUGUUGUCACUGUCGCUCCUGAAAAAGGAACUGGAACUGUCCAAACUGCAGGCAAAAAUCGGCCGCGAAGUGGAAGAAAAGGUCAAACAACAGCACCGUAAAUACAUCCUGCAGGAGCAACUCAAAGUCAUCAAAAAGGAACUGGGAAUCGAGAAGGAAGAUAAAGAUGCCAUUGGGGAAAAGUACCGUGAACGCAUCAAGGACAAGGUUGUUCCGAAAGCCGUCGCCGACGUAAUCGAGGAAGAGCUGAACAAGCUCAAUUUUUUGGAAAGUCACAGCUCGGAGUUCAACGUUACCCGGAACUACCUAGACUGGCUGACGACUCUGCCGUGGGGUGUAAUGAGUGAAGAGAAUCUGGACAUUGAUCGUGCCACGGAAAUCCUCGACUCCGACCAUUACGGAAUGGAGGACAUUAAAAAGCGCAUUUUGGAGUUCAUAGCCGUGAGUCAACUUAAAGGUACAACUCAGGGAAAGAUUUUGUGCUUUUAUGGCCCACCCGGUGUUGGUAAAACGAGUAUUGCGCGAUCGAUUGCCCGGGCAUUGAAUAGGGAGUACUUCCGGUUCAGCGUUGGAGGAAUGACCGAUGUCGCUGAAAUCAAGGGACACCGAAGGACGUACGUCGGAGCUAUGCCAGGAAAAUUGAUCCAGUGCCUGAAAAAGACCAAAACGGAGAAUCCGCUAGUUCUGAUCGACGAGGUCGACAAAAUUGGAAAGGGUUAUCAGGGUGAUCCUAGUUCGGCGCUUUUGGAACUUCUGGAUCCGGAGCAGAACGUAAACUUCCUCGACCAUUACCUCGAUGUUCCCGUGGACCUGUCCAAGGUGUUGUUCAUUUGUACUGCCAACGUCAUUGAAACCAUCCCCGAGCCUUUGCGAGAUCGUAUGGAAAUGAUUGAUAUGUCAGGAUACGUAGCCGAAGAGAAGGUAGCCAUAGCAAAGCAAUAUCUCAUUCCACAAGCGAAGAAUAAUUGCGGUCUUGAGGACAAGCACAUCAACAUCACCGACGAAGCACUAAACGUACUAAUUCGCUCCUACUGCCGGGAAUCUGGAGUGCGAAAUCUCCAGAAACAGAUCGAAAAAGUCGUACGCAAAGUGACUUUCAAAAUCGUGCGCAAAGAAGUUGAAUCUGCCGAAGUCACCGGAGACAAUCUCAACGAGCUGCUAGGUAAACCAAUUUUCACCCACGAUCGAAUGUACGAUUCAACGCCACCGGGAGUGGUCAUGGGUCUGGCCUGGACUGCCAUGGGGGGUUCUGCGUUAUAUAUUGAAACGGCCAAGAGACGGUUGAUCGAGGCAAAGGAGAAAAUCGGCGAUGGCUCUCUUGAACUAACCGGUCAUUUGGGUGACGUAAUGAAGGAAUCGGCGCGAAUUGCACUUACAGUAGCGCGAAACUACAUUAAGCAGCAUGAUCAGAGCAAUGAUUUCCUCGAAUCUAGUCAUAUUCACUUGCACGUUCCGGAGGGAGCAACGCCCAAAGACGGCCCCAGUGCCGGAGUUACGAUAGUUACAGCAUUGCUGUCCCUUGCGAAGGGUAAACCCAUUCGCCAAAACGUGGCCAUGACCGGUGAAGUGUCUCUCAUGGGUAAGGUUUUGCCAGUUGGAGGUAUCAAAGAGAAAACCAUUGCUGCCAAACGAAGUGGGGUUGACUGUAUAAUCCUACCCGAAGAGAAUAAAAAGGAUUACACGGACCUGCCGAAAUACAUUACCGAUGGCUUGGAAGUGCAUUUUGUUGAUCAUUACUCAGACGUGUAUAAAAUUGUGUUCGCCGAAGACGGCAAAUAGGGAAACAGUUUAGGGCAGUCUACAGCUUCAGUGAAGUUAGUUAUCUACAGAUGAUAAGGCUCUCGUUAAUGUUGUUGUUAAGGAAUCAAAUAAAGGCGGUAACAUAUUUGAUCAUAACUUCUGAA